CUGCAGUUGGGAAUAGUUGACCCGAUUCCAACGCAUCUUAUCAGAUCUUAUACUAGUGGUUAGCAGUUAGCAUGUCAAGGAAAAUCAACAUGGACCUACAACGGUAUUGGUAGUAUUGUACGGAAGCACACCAACAUGCUAUUUUAAGUUUGAUAGCAAACACUGGCAUAUCAACAAGCUAAGAAGUUUGUAAAAUUCAAAGUGAUUAACGAAUUUUAGAAUCACAGUAUAUAGAUUUCACGAAGAAUUAAAAGCAGAUUGCUACUAAAAUAUUCACACCAAAAAAUUAAAGAUAUAAUUUUAAAUAGUUUUUAACUCGGAUCUACUUAACAUCAAUAUUCUAACAAUUGUGUGACACCCAACAAUAAAGCGAUGGCAGAGGAUAGAACCAAUGAUAGUGAAGAGUUUCACUUGCAUUUGGCAAUUCGCAAAGGGCACAGUUCUGUUGUUAGAAUUUUACUUGAAGGUGGAAUCAAUGUGAAUCAGCAAAUAAAAGGUGGUCUAACAGCCUUGCACUUGGCAGCAAAGAGGGGGCAUUUAGAAAUAGUUGAAAACCUUUUAAGUUUCAACGCCAAUAUAAACUGUAUUGACGAAUCGGGGAAAUCUCCUCUUCACUUGGCUAUAGAGGGUGGCCACAGUAAAGUAUGUAAACUGUUGCUUGAAAAGGGGGCAGACGUAAAUAUUGAAACAGAAUGUGGACUUACUGCUCUCCAUGUAGCCGCCUUGCGAGGUCAUCAACAUGUUGUUGCUCUUCUAAUAGAACACGGGGCAAACAUAGAGAAAAAAGACGGAGAUGAAAGAGCGCCUCUUCAUUAUGCAAUCGAAGGAAGACACUGCGCAGUCGUCAAGACACUAUUGGAGAAAGGCGCUGAUGUAAUGUCCAAAGGUAAACUAGGGUUGACUCCUCUUCAUGUUUCAUCCCAAAGAGGGUAUACAAGUACGUUGGAUAUAGUUUUGAAAUACGGUGCUGAUAUAGAGGCAAAAGAUGACUUUCAUAGAACCGCCCUAUGUUUAUCAGUCUUUGAAGGAAACUCCAGCGUAGUUCAACUUUUACUAGAAUCUGGCUGUAAAAUUGAUUAUAAAAACUCAAACGGAUUGACACUCCUUCAUAUUGCAGCCCAACGAGGUCAUUGUAGCAUACUUGAGAAGUUACUGCAGUUCAACGCUGAAGUAGAAGCUAAAGACUUGCAAGGAAGAUCCCCUUUACAUACAGCCAUAGAGGAAGGACAACGAAGUAUUGUCAAGCUGUUAUUGGAACGAAAAGCUAACUUGGAAUCUCGUACCAAAAAUGGUUCAACUCCUCUGCAUAUUGCGAUCAGAAUAUCACCACGCAUUGUCGAAGACUUACUAGAACAUGGAGCAAACAUUGACUGUAGAAAUGAUAAUGGAAGAACCCCUCUUCAUCUUGCUUGUAUUUACAAUGAGAGAGAAUCUGCUUCUAUUCUUCUGAAGUUUGGAGCUGAUGUGAAUGCUGUCUGUAGUAGUGGAAGGGUUCCGUACGAUUACAUAGAUUGUCAUUACGUUGACUACAACGAGGAAACGAGACUAACUAGACGAAUGUUAACUGGGCCAAACUCGAUUGUAAAUCUACUCAAAGAGCACAUGGUGAAACUAAAAUUGGCAGGGUUGGCAUUGCAUGAAAAGAAUCUAAAUGUAGUCGAGAGCUGCAAACAUCCGAGUCCUAUUCAUAUGUACAUUCUAAGCUGUGAAGAUGAAAUAGAAAUUAUGAAAACCACUCGAAUAGGAUACGGUAAUCUCACUUAUUAUGAUAUAUUAAAACAGUUAAAGGAUCCGAUUUAUAUCGCCAACGCCAGUUUUGUAGAGACAUUGGAAUUGACUGAUUUAAAGCAUGUUGUGCCAAUUUAUUCAGAUACUUUGAACAAUCUCUUGAAAAAUGCUAAGCUCAGAUACAAACUAAUAAAUAUGGCUUUGACGUCACUUUGCAAUCUGAUUGCCUUUAGCGUAAUUUGUUUACCACGACUUCCCAAUGAAAUGGUCAGAUUAGUAUUAGCUAAGUUGAACAAUACAGAUCUAAUGAACGUCAUAUCCAGUGAUGAAUCAUUGCAAGAGGAUUGUUCUGGAAAAUAAAUGGAAAAAAUGAUAAAAUCGAUUUAUUGUAGUUCUUUUAAUUUUUGGCAAAUACAAAAAUGUGUUUAUUUAUAA
Molecule: messenger RNA, 2163 nt
Organism: Macrosteles quadrilineatus (aster leafhopper)
Lineage: Eukaryota; Metazoa; Arthropoda; Insecta; Hemiptera; Cicadellidae
Product: ankyrin-3-like
Exons: 2
Coding region: 373-2088 (571 amino acids)
Biological process (GO): positive regulation of transcription by RNA polymerase II
Cellular component (GO): nucleus
Molecular function (GO): transcription cis-regulatory region binding; protein binding
Source: RefSeq, a predicted model, not a curated record